This is a messenger RNA of Tribolium castaneum (red flour beetle), 2109 nucleotides long. RefSeq lists its product as uncharacterized. Gene Ontology annotation, cellular component: mitochondrion. Bases 118 to 1707 code for a protein of 529 amino acids. NCBI's taxonomy places the organism in Eukaryota, Metazoa, Arthropoda, Insecta, Coleoptera, Tenebrionidae. Gene Ontology annotation, molecular function: metalloendopeptidase activity; metal ion binding. The transcript has 8 exons. The record is from RefSeq and is a predicted model, not a curated record.
UGCAUUUGAUUGCCAGCCUCAAACCCAAAAAUUACUCUGUCAACUGUCAAAUUGCAGUCUCAUGUCAAAAACAUUGAAAAUUUAACCAUUUCUACUUCAUCUUCAACCUUCAGAGUUAUGGCUUUAUAUAAACAGUUUCAGCGAUGCAUUUUACACAACAAAAACCCGUUAUGGAGCCCCCAGAGCCCCUUCCCAAAGACUUUCGCCAACAAAUCGGGCAAGAACGUCACAAAUUUACCCUCAAUGGACAAGCCAGUCGAGAACCUCCCAACCCCCAUCUACGCCUCCCUGCAAAAGGAGCACCAAACCACGCAAGUGACCACGCUCUCGAACGGGCUCAGGGUGGCCUCCGAGAACCGCUUCGGCGAGUUCUGCACCGUGGGGGUCGUCAUAGACUCAGGUUCAAGGUAUGAGGUGGCGUACCCGAGCGGCAUUUCCCAUUUCCUCGAAAAACUGGCCUUCAAUUCAACUUUGUAUUAUCCUGACAAGGACGAGAUGUUCAACAAGCUGGAAAAACACGGGGGCAUUUGUGACAGUCAGGCGUCGCGCGACACGAUGAUUUACGCGGCGUCCGCGUACACGAAGGGCUUAAACGACGUGAUCCAGCUCCUGGCCGAGGCGGCCUUGCGGCCCCAGAUCACCCCCGACGAGAUAGAUGGCGCCCGACAGGCGAUCAGUUUCGAGUUAGAAACGCUAAAUAUGCGCCCCGAGCAGGAAACCCUACUCAUGGACAUGAUACACGCGGCCGCCUACAGGGACAACACGUUGGGGCUCCCGAAGCUGUGCCCCAAGAAAAACGUCAAUAGAAUCGACAGGGAGCUGCUGUUCACCUACUUGAGCCAGCACUACACCCCCGAGCGCAUGGUGGUGGCCGGGGUGGGGGUGGAGCACAGUAAGCUGUGCGAAGCCGUGCAGAAGCACUUUGUCGAUAAAAAACCCAUAUGGGAGUCGGACCGCACCCUCUUCACGCCGCAUAAAAAUCUAGGGGUUGAUGACAGCAUAGCGCAGUACACGGGGGGGAUAGUGCAGGAAGAGUGUGAUAUACCCCAGUUCGCCUCAGCCGGGCUCCCCGUCCUCUCCCACGUGAUGGUGGGCCUCGAGGGCUGUUCGCACCAAGACCCCGACUUCAUCGCCAUCUGCGUCCUCAACAUGAUGCUAGGGGGCGGUGGGUCAUUCAGCGCCGGAGGGCCCGGCAAAGGCAUGUACACGCGCCUCUACACCAACGUACUGAACAGAUACCACUGGAUGUUCAGCGCCACCGCCUACAACCACGCCUAUGCCGACAGCGGCCUUUUGUGCAUUCACGCAAGUGCGCCCCCAAACCACGUCAAAGAAAUGGUCGAAGUGGUCGUCAAAGAGAUGGUCAACAUGGCGGGGGCGGUCAAUGGACAAGAACUAAGGAGAGCGAAAACGCAACUCCAGUCCAUGCUGCUGAUGAACUUGGAGUCGCGACCGGUGAUUUUUGAGGACAUUGGGCGGCAAGUGCUGGCGACCGGGCACCGGAAACGGCCGCAACAUUUCAUUACCGAAAUCGAAAAAAUCACUCGGGAUGAUAUUGUGGCCGUUGCGAAAAGACUGUUAAGUUCACAGCCGUCCGUGGCGGCCCGAGGGGACCUGCGCCGAAUGCCGGCCCUGGAAUUCAUCCAAGCUGGGCUCGUCAGCGACGGUAAAAUACAAAGUGGACGGAAGUUAUCAUUAUUUCGCUAAACAUUUUCGUAAAAAAUUGUCUCGUGUAAAUAUUUUUCGUUAAUUAAGGUGGUUAAAACAAUAGGCUGUUUUAUUUGAAUUGUUUUAUUUUUAAAAAUAUCUAGACUUAAAGACAAAAACAAUACAUAAAAUUGUACACGUUAUUUAUUAAAAACUUUCAGCUACAAACUCCGCAACGCUCCGGAAGGCCAAGAUCUCAUCUUUGAUUUUUUUUAGUUUUGCCAUGUAUUUCAGAUGGAUCUUGGACUUCGGAUUUUUGUACCGCACAGCCGAGGUAACCGCUUUAUCUAAGAUGUAAUGCAGCCACAAAAUGUUACUAAAUGGCUCAAAGUGCUGCCACAUGUUCCUGUAAAUAAAACAACAAAUCAGUAAAAAUAAACACUGACAAAGUCGUCUGUCUCA